CCUCCUCCCGAGGCUCUCGCCAAGCCUGCUGCCCCCUGCCCUGCCCCCGAGGGGCCCAACCUCUCCCCCUGCAAGCAGCCAAUUUCACUUUCUCUUCGCCCCCUCUCUCCGCCUCCUGCCACUUACUCCGCCCCCUAAACCCGUUUUCCGCCCCCUGCCCAUCACUCCCUGCCCCUCCCCCCGCAUCACGCGUCUGGGGAGCGCCCUCGGCCGCGAGCAGACAAGUCUGCCGGAAGUCCUGCCGUAAAGCGUGCCGCCACAAUCGUACUAGCGCCGGUUCCCUUGGAGACAGGCAACGCGCACAAGAUGGCGACGCCAGCGGAGGCGGCUACGGACUUCGCCGAGGCGGCUGAGGCUGCGGAACUGAGCCGCUCGCUAGGCCGCCUGCUGCCGGGGCUGGAGACCGAGAGUAAGCUGGGGCGGCGGCGUGCGCUGGAGGCUCUGGAGCACGCCCUGGAAGAGGCGGUGCGGCCCGGCGUGGAUUCUGCUGCCUUCCAGGGCCCCUGGGCUCGUCUGCUGCUGCCGCGCCUGCUGCGACUUCUGACCGACCCGGCCGAGGGCUGUCGCGCGCUGGCUGCUCACCUGCUGGACUUAGGCCUGCGCCGCGCCGCUCGGCCGCGCGACGCUCUACCGCUGCCUCUUGUGUCUCUGACUUGA
This is a messenger RNA of Myodes glareolus (Bank vole), 657 nucleotides long. The record is from RefSeq and is a predicted model, not a curated record. Lineage: Eukaryota; Metazoa; Chordata; Mammalia; Rodentia; Cricetidae.